Messenger RNA from Lathyrus oleraceus (garden pea), 741 nucleotides. RefSeq lists its product as uncharacterized. Lineage: Eukaryota; Viridiplantae; Streptophyta; Magnoliopsida; Fabales; Fabaceae. The record is from RefSeq and is a predicted model, not a curated record. The coding region runs from base 1 to 741 and encodes 246 amino acids. The transcript has a single exon. Gene Ontology annotation, molecular function: RNA-DNA hybrid ribonuclease activity; nucleic acid binding.
AUGGAACCUGUUAAAUACAUCUUUGAGAAGUCUUCUCUAACCGGUGGAGUAACCCGAUGGCAAAUGGAUUUAACCGAGUACGACAUCCAACAUGUCACUCAAAAGUCCAUCAAAGGGAGUGUACUAUCGGACUAUCUUGCGCACCAGCCCUUGAAAGACUGCCAAUCUAUGCGCUUAGAAUUCCCCGAUGAGGAUAUCAUGCUAAUUAGAGACUGGAACAUCCCUGGCCCCGAGGAAGGACCCGAGCCUGGAUACCAAUGGAACUUGGCAUUAAAUGAAUCUUCUAACACUCAUGAAAAUGGCAUUGAGGCAGUCAUCACCUUCCCAACUGGUUUCCAUCUCCCAUUCACCGUGGGGUUAUGUUUCGAAUGUACAAACAAUAUGGCGGAGUAUGAGGCAUGUAUCUUCGGCAUUGAAGAUGCGAUUGAUCUUAGGAUAAAAAUCCUUGAAGUCUACAAAGAUUCAUCCUUGGUUAUCAUCCAAGUAAAAGGAUAUUGGGACACUAGAGAUCACAAGCUCAUCCCUUACAAGGAGCAUGUCUUGAUACUGAUCCCUUACUUUAACGAAAUCACAUUCAACCACAUUCCUCGAGAGGAGAAUCAGUUAGCCGAUGCAUUGGCAACUUUAUCAUCCAUUUUUAAGGUCAAAUGGAAGAAUGAAGCACCAUCCUUUCACCUCGACUACUUGGACGAGCCUGCUUAUUGUUUGGCGGCCAAAGACGAAGCCGGCGAUUAUCCUUAG